This is a messenger RNA of Patella vulgata (common limpet), 2543 nucleotides long. RefSeq names its product zinc finger protein 239. Gene Ontology annotation, cellular component: nucleus. The transcript is spliced from 2 exons. Gene Ontology annotation, biological process: regulation of transcription by RNA polymerase II. Bases 424 to 1395 code for a protein of 323 amino acids. The record is from RefSeq and is a predicted model, not a curated record. Gene Ontology annotation, molecular function: DNA-binding transcription factor activity, RNA polymerase II-specific; RNA polymerase II transcription regulatory region sequence-specific DNA binding. NCBI's taxonomy places the organism in Eukaryota, Metazoa, Mollusca, Gastropoda, Patellidae.
ACAACCGAUUUCCUGCUUUUGUUUCAAAGCUAUUUCCGGAUCCGCACUGUACCGGAAUUGAACUUCUGAAACAACAGAAACAUAUUUUCCUCUUCGUUUUCUUUCUUUCUUUCUUAAUGCCAAUCGCUCUCUUAACUCUCUCUCAGUCGAUCAUUAGCCAGCAUUGGCACAUUCGACGUAUUGAUACAGAACUUGACUAAUUGCGUUGUUUAGAUUGGACACAUAUACAAGCACAGACUGUAGCAGACGAUUGACCAUUAUGAUUUAGACGUGAUCGACUAUUUAGCAGCAGUUUACACACAAAAUAAUGGAAACUAAUGGAGUUAUAACUUUUAUACAUUACAGGAUGUCAAAACAUGUCAUCAGUGUGUUGUAUGUGAUGAAAUUUUUCAACAAUAUGAUGAUUUUGAACAGCACCAUAAAAUGCACUUAAAGGAAAAGAAAAGUGAAGAUGAAGAUGAAUAUUGUCAUGUUAAAAAAGAGAAAAGUGAAGAUGAAGAUGAAUAUUGUCACGUUCAUUUUAAAGAAGAGAAAACUGAUGAUGUAGAUGAAUAUAGUCAUGUUAAAGAAAAGAAAACUGAUGAUAUAGAUGAAUAUUGUCAUGUUAAAGAAGAGAAAACUGAAGAUAUUGAAACUGUUUAUCAGUGUAAUUUGUGUAAUGAAGAAUUUAGAUCCGAAACUGAUUUAGAAAAACACUGUGAAAUACAUGUUAAAGAAGAGGAGUCUGUUUUAAAGCAUGAUACAAAUAGAGAGACAAGUUUCAGCCAGGUUAAUGAAACAGAAAUAAAAGAUCAAUCAACUUCAGAGAAAGGUGUAAAAUGUGAUGUUUGUAACAAAUCAUUUACUAAGAAAUAUUACCUUAAAAUUCACAUGAGAAUUCAUACUGGAGAUAGGCCCUAUAAAUGUGAUGUUUGUGGUAAAUCAUUUACCAAUAAUAGUGACCUACAUAGGCAUAUGAGAAUUCAUGCUAAAGAAAAACCAUAUAAAUGCGAUGUUUGUGGUAAAUCAUUUACUCAGUGUCCCAAUUUACAAAUACACACCAGAGUCCAUACCGGAGUGAAACCGUUUACAUGUGAUGUUUGUAGUAAAUCAUUUAAUCGGAAAGGUGAUCUUCAGAGACACAAAACUAUGCAUUCAGGUGAAAAACCAUAUAUAUGUGAUGUUUGUGGUAAAUCCUUCAGAGAAACAGGUAAUUUAGGGCAACACAUGAGAACCCAUACAGGUGAAAAAACUUAUGCUUGUCUUGUUUGUAGAAAAACUUUUACUAAUAGUAGUCAUCUACAGAGACACGUGAGAAUUCAUACUAAACAAAAACCUUUUUCAUGUGAUGUUUGUGGUAAAUCAUUUCGUCAAAGUGGAACUCUUCAGAUACACUUGAGAACUCACCCUGGUUAAAAAAUCGUUUCAUUUUUAUUUUUUUUGUGAUUUUAUUAUUUAUUGAGAAUUAUAAUUUACAAGCACAGAGAAGAGUAUAUUGAUCAGCAGUAAAUAUUCACUUCUCCGCUACUAUCACUGUAAGAGAUGAUGUCAGCUCUAAGUAUGACCUAUUUAUCUUCUCCAAAUUAAAUUCUAAAACAAUUUUUUUAAAUUAUUAAGAAAAAAAUAAUAAGUUGCUAAGGUAUAUCUAGAUACAAAAUAUUGUAAAUGUGUACGUAAAAUGAGUAAACGACACCAAUUCUGCGGGGAACAGUUUGUGUUACUUUGUUUGAUGUAAACAGCAUAGGUGUUAUACGACCAAGAUUAAAAUUAUACCUCGUUAAAAUCACCGUAAUUAAACUUGUCAACGAUGGGGAAGCAGUAGCUGAAUAUUCAAUUUUAAUAAUAAACUGUAGGACGUUAAACCCCUGGUUAGUGUAAGCCACAGCUUAUUUCAUUUAAUAAUAAAUUGUCAAUAAUAUUUGUAACCUGUAUUUCUGUUAUAUUUAUUUAUUUAUUUAAAAAAAAAACAUCAACAAAUUACAAUUUCAGUUCCCCACUUGCACAUCGCCUGUCCAACCUUGUGGGUUUCCUCCAACUGCUAAAUACAUGUACCCCUAGGUGCAAGCGAGUUAUUGAAAUAAAAUUGAACCAUGUGUUAGACCCAAAAUGAUUUAAUUUGUGUGCAGUGGGUCUGUCUCUCACUCUCUCUCUCUUUCUCUCUCUUCCCCCACCUACUCAAUCUAUAUAAAUAUGCUUUACGCUGAAAGUUUACAGUAUCUAUAAAGUCUCUAUACAUGUAUAAGCAAGGUACUGUAAGAGUUUGUGCUCUUGAACCAUGUAUUAAUAUAUUGUAUAUUGUUUGAAUUAAGAUGAAUAUAAGAAUAUCAAUCUGUGUUCUUGAACCGUAUAUUAAUUUGUUGUGUAUUUUAUCCAAUUUUUGUUUGUAUUUAGAUGAAUUUUACUCUGAUUGAAUAAAAUAUUAUUUAAACCUGCAAAACAACAUGUUUUACAUAACAGCAACAUUGAGGGGAAACCCCAAAGAAUAUAAGAUAAUAUAGUUUUCAAGAAGAUAUGGUAAUAUAGAUUUAUAGUACCUAUGGCAGUGGUGGGCAAACUAGAGCCUA